This is a messenger RNA of Amphimedon queenslandica, 1047 nucleotides long. Its product is annotated as protein Jade-3-like. The record is from RefSeq and is a predicted model, not a curated record. The coding region runs from base 151 to 948 and encodes 265 amino acids. Lineage: Eukaryota; Metazoa; Porifera; Demospongiae; Haplosclerida; Niphatidae. Gene Ontology annotation, biological process: regulation of transcription by RNA polymerase II. The transcript is spliced from 5 exons.
AAUUUCCCUCCCUCUCUCUCUCUUUCUCUCUAGUCUUAUUGUCCAAGGCACACAACUUUACGUAAAACUCCUUCGAAACUUUUAUCGCCGUCGAAUUCAACACUAGUCACGCCCAAUAAUUUACUGGUCCCUCCCCCUCUCUCGCCGCUAAUGGAGCAGACACCUUUACAGAGAGUGGAGAGUCAGUUUUACGAGUACACGUCACACGAGGAACUCAGCAAAGAACUAAAAAUAUCAUCGCAAGCGUCCACACUUAUUUAUAAUUAUUGGAAAUUAAAAAGAAAAUGUAACCACAACCAGCCAUUACUUCUUGGAUUACACUUGGAUCUCUCUUACCAAAGACUCCAACUGGCCAAUAACCAGAUUGACAGACAAGUACCACUGUUAACUGAUGAUGAUGAUUUCCUUAGGAUCGUACAUUUGAGACAUAACUUAGAAAAAGCUAGAAAUCUAGUGUACAUGAUUCAGAGGAGAGAGAGAUUGAAAUCAAUCUGUAUCAGAUCUGAUCACGAUAUCACGCGACUUCAAUUGAAGCAGGUCGAGGAAGAAGAGGAGGAGAAAAAAUCAAAAGCAAAGACUCUUGCAGGAGGUGUGGCUAAAGGCGUGGUCAACAACAGAAAGCCACUUUGUCUUAAAAGACUGGGUAUUUCCAGUAGCAAUAGCAGUAGCAGUGUAGAUCCUGCCCAAGCCCCACCUAGCACCACUACCAGCCAUUGUUUCACCAAUGGACCAAUGUUGGUACUACAUCCCAUAGACCACACUAUGGCAAACGAGGAAAGUCUUAGGCUAUUGCGCAAGAAAAGACCACACCUUAUUUCAUCUCCGUUAUCGUCUCUUGAACAUGUGACUCAGCGCAGACGAGUUUCUGAAAGUGGGUGUGGUCACGGCGAUAUCGUGAAUCAUGAUAAUACGAGACGAGAAAAAUCAAAUAAAUCAAUUUUAUGUUAAUGAGAAUGUUUGUAUAAAAUAUCUCUCUCCUUCCCUCUCCCCCUCUCUCUCUCUUUUUUAGUUUUCUUUUAUUUCAUAUUCACUUGCUUUUUAACGUAA